UUGGUGGAUGCAGCACAAUGGCCUUUUUUGGAUAACAAUGACUAAUUAUUAUUAAUACAACUAAGGUCUAAGGAGUGUUGCAUAAAAGAGAAAAGGAAAGGAGGGAGCGUAGAAUAAAGCAAAAGCGAAGGUCUUUCUCAUACACGGAUCCCCAUGGAAUGCGGGAAGGAUGCCUAGCAUUGCUUGCUGAAACACAUUCUUUUUGUUUAGUUUAAAGGAACUUGCUUUGUUCCCUUUACAAAUGUGUCCACACAGACACCUUAUAUACAUACACUCCAAGACAGCCUCACAGAGAGAGAGAGAGAGAGAGAGAUAUUAUAGUUUAUGAUUCAGUUGCUUGCAGGAUCUAGAUAGAUUUGUUUACGUUGUUGGUUAGAUUUGGCCCAGUCACUUCUGCAACCGAGACAAAAUUGUUUAUUUAGAAAAAACAAAUUGGUCUAAAUGGUGAGGUGUGGAUAGAUCAUAGAUAUGGUUUGCUAAUGAUUAUUUACAUAUAUUUCUCUUGUUUGGUUUAGGAGUGAGUGAGUGUGGAGAGAAAAUGAAGGGCAUGGAAAAUGAUGACACUGUUGACGUUAAUAAUCAAAAUAACUGGUUGGGGUUCUCACUCUCUCCUCAAAUGAAUAUUGGAGUUUCUUCACAUCACUCCCAACCUUCCUCUGCUGCUGAAGUGGUUCCUACAAGCUUUUACCACCAUGCUCCACUUCAUAACUAUGGCUUCUACUAUGGACUUGAAGCAGAAAAUGUUGGAUUGUAUUCGGCCCUGCCUAUCAUGCCUCUCAAAUCUGAUGGCUCUCUCUAUGGAAUGGAAGCUCUGAGCAGGUCACAGGCACAAGCAAUGGCUACUACUUCAACUCCAAAACUGGAGAAUUUCUUAGGUGGGGAAGCGAUGGGGACCCCUCACUAUGAAUGUAGUGCCACAGAAACAACCCCUCUGAGCUUAGACAGUGUGUUUUACAACCAACCAUCACGCCGUGACCUAAACAACCCAACAUACCAAAACCAUGUCCAACAACACAUUAGCAACCAACAGCAACAACAAGAGCUUCAAGCUCAACACUUGUCAUAUUACUCUACCUUGAGAAACCAUGAUAUGAUGUUAGAAGGGUCCAAGCAAAACCAAACUUCAGAUAGCAAUCUUCAUGUUUCAAACAUGGGGGAUGAUGGAGUUCCUGUUCCUGGUCUCAAGAGCUGGACAGUUAGAAACUUCCAAGCUAGCCAUGCACAGGACUCAAAGAUGAUUGUUCCUGUGGAAGAAAAUGGAGGUGAAUCAGGGUCCAUGCAGGGAUCAAUGGCUUAUGGGGAUUUGCAGUCUUUAAGCUUGUCCAUGAGUCCUAGCUCACAGUCUAGCUGUGUAACAAGUUCACACCGAACAUCACCUGCUGUCAUUGAUUCUGUUGUUAUGGAUACAAAGAAAAGGGGACCUGAAAAGGUUGACCAGAAGCAAAUUGUUCAUAGGAAGUCCAUUGACACCUUUGGACAAAGAACCUCCCAAUAUAGAGGUGUAACAAGGCAUAGGUGGACUGGUAGAUAUGAAGCUCAUCUUUGGGACAACAGCUGCAAGAAAGAGGGCCAAAGCAGGAAAGGAAGACAAGUUUAUCUAGGGGGUUAUGAUAUGGAAGAAAAAGCUGCGAGGGCUUAUGAUCUGGCCGCACUCAAGUAUUGGGGACCCUCCACUCACAUAAACUUCCCUUUGGAAAAUUAUCAAAAUGAACUUGAAGAAAUGAAGAACAUGACCAGGCAGGAAUAUGUUGCUCAUUUAAGAAGAAAAAGCAGCGGAUUCUCAAGAGGGGCUUCCAUGUACAGAGGAGUAACAAGGUCUCAUAGGCUAACAACCACUCACAGACACCACCAACAUGGAAGAUGGCAAGCUCGAAUUGGUAGAGUGGCUGGAAACAAAGAUCUAUAUCUUGGAACCUUCAGUACCCAAGAGGAAGCAGCUGAAGCCUACGACAUUGCUGCUAUAAAAUUCAGAGGAGUGAAUGCUGUGACCAACUUUGACAUAACAAAAUAUGAUGUGGAGAAAAUCAUGGCAAGCAGCAACCUUCUUAGCAGUGAACUAGCUAGACGCAACAGAGAUACAGAAGGUGGAACUCAGUAUAUUGAUCAUAAUCCUAAGCCUUCUGCAUAUGAUGACACUCAAGAAGCUAUUCUAAUGCAGAAGAGCUGUGAGAGCCAAAAUGAUCAGUGGAAGAUGGUUCUAUACCAAUCCUCUCAACAACUUGACCAGAAUCCACCAAGAAUUGAGAGUGACAGGGCCAACCACUCCUUCUCAGUGGCUAUGGACAACAUGUUUCAUCAAGAAGUAGAGGAAUCAAGCAAGGUGAGAACGCAUGUGUCAAAUCCUUCUUCAUUGGCCACAAGCUUAAGCAGCUCAAGAGAAGGUAGCCCUGAUAGGACAAGCUUGCCAAUGCUCUCUGGAAUGCCUUCAACUGCUUCCAAACUAUUGGCUACUAAUCCAAAUAGUAACCUCAACGUGAAUUCUUGGGACCCUUCACCCCAUUUGAGGCCUGCUCUUUCCUUGCCUCAGAUGCCAGUUUUUGCUGCUUGGACAGAUGCGUAGUUCAUAGUCCUCUUUUCAUUUUCAUUUUCUCUCUCAAGUAAAUUUUCAAUCCUUUUAAUGUCUUUUUGCAUGCAUGGACAAUGCGAGAAAAGGGGUUGUAGCUAGCAGAAUUGAGGGCUUAGAUUGAAUAUUAUCAGCAAGUUUAAAGUUUUAAUGGUUACAUUUUGAGAUUUUACUAGUAAAGAAUUCCUGAAUUUUCAUA
This is a messenger RNA of Cajanus cajan (pigeon pea), 2762 nucleotides long. The record is from RefSeq and is a predicted model, not a curated record. NCBI's taxonomy places the organism in Eukaryota, Viridiplantae, Streptophyta, Magnoliopsida, Fabales, Fabaceae.